Molecule: messenger RNA, 402 nt
Organism: Fusarium sp. VM40
Lineage: Eukaryota; Fungi; Ascomycota; Sordariomycetes; Hypocreales; Nectriaceae
Source: the annotation of a GenBank genome assembly
AUGGCUAAGCCGUGGACCUCAUCGCACGCUCACACCCAGCCCAACCGCGAAAAGCAACAACCCUCUAAAGAAAAAGACGAACCUUCAACUGACUCCCCCAAGAACCGCAACUCGGUCCGCUUCAGCACCUACAGCAUGGCUCCCUCGCUGACUCCCACCGUCGGAACCACCGACUCUGCCCACGCCGAGAUCCGCGACAUCGCUACCGGCCUCGAUCGUAUGGAGAACAAGGCUCUUUCUUCUCAGCGCGUCGUCCUCACCGAUGAGAAGACAGACACCAUGAGCAAGCUCGCCCUCGGUGCUAAGCUUGAGCGCGCUCUCGACCGGAGAAUGAGCGGCCAGGAUGCUGUCAUGCGACCUCGUGGCCAGAGCCUCAACGAGAAGCUCAGCGAAAAGGAGUAA